AUGAGCGUGCGCAAGGCGCACAACUCUGGUCGUAACCACUUGAGGAACGUCGUGGACUACUAUCAGCAGAUCGGCCAGGAGAAGGCCCAGUCCGUCAUUGACUCCAUCACCUCAUCCUACGCCGCAGAAGGCCAGCCCCUCCCCAAUCCCGCCAUGGUGCCGGGUGCUUUCCCCCCACCAUUCGGCUUUCCAGGCCGCCCCGGUCAAGGUCCCCCUCUUCCCUUUGGUCUCCCUCCUCCUGGAGCCCCCGGUGCCCCACCAGGAAUGCCACCUCGUAUGUCCAGCCAGCCAGGAACACCCAACCCAUACCCCGGACCUCCUUCCAGCCCAGCAGUAGCUAACCAAUUCCCUCCCCCCUGGAUAGCCCCCGGUGCCCGUGGUUUGCCCUUCCCACCGCCAUUCCCCGGCGCUUCAGGGACCCCGCCAACAGGUGGUUUCCCUCCCCCCGGUGCCCUGCCUAACAUGCCCCCUGGCGCAGGAAACUUCCCUCCGCCACCCGGUGGCUUCCCUGCGAACUUCCCUAUGCCCAUGCCCAUACCCGGAGGUGGUUUUCCUCCCGUGCCUGGUAUGACGAAUUCGCCGAUUCCUUCUGGCCCGCGAGGAUCAGAGGGGUACCCCAUGCCUCCUGGAGGCGGGCCUCCUCCCGGAAUGGAUGAGAAAUGGUAA
This is a messenger RNA of Penicillium verhagenii, 666 nucleotides long. RefSeq names its product putative U1 snRNP complex component Yhc1. Gene Ontology annotation, cellular component: U1 snRNP. The transcript is spliced from 3 exons. Gene Ontology annotation, molecular function: pre-mRNA 5'-splice site binding; zinc ion binding. The record is from RefSeq and is a predicted model, not a curated record. Gene Ontology annotation, biological process: mRNA 5'-splice site recognition; mRNA splicing, via spliceosome; spliceosomal snRNP assembly. Bases 1 to 666 code for a protein of 221 amino acids. Lineage: Eukaryota; Fungi; Ascomycota; Eurotiomycetes; Eurotiales; Aspergillaceae.